Entamoeba dispar SAW760 is the source of this 1060-nucleotide messenger RNA. Its product is annotated as chaperone protein ClpB, putative. Gene Ontology annotation, biological process: cellular response to heat. Gene Ontology annotation, cellular component: cytoplasm. NCBI's taxonomy places the organism in Eukaryota, Evosea, Mastigamoebida, Endamoebidae. The annotation marks the transcript as partial. Gene Ontology annotation, molecular function: ATP hydrolysis activity; ATP binding. The transcript has a single exon. The record is from RefSeq and is a predicted model, not a curated record.
AUAUAUCAAUGGAAGAUUUCUUCCAGAUAAAGCAAUUGAUUUAGUUGAUGAAGCAUGUGCUACAUUAUUUACACAAAAGAAUUCACAACCAGAAGAAAUAGAUAAAUUAGAAAGAAGAGAAACACAAUUAAAUGUAGAGAAAAUAGCAUUAGAAAGAGACAUUAAAGAAAGUGAUGAAGAUCAUAAUAAAAUGAUUAAAGAAAGACUACAAGAAAUUGAAAAAGAAUUAAGUGAAAAUAAAGAGAAAUUAACAAAAUUACGAAUUAAUUAUGAAAAAGAAAAAGGAGGAAGUGAAGAAAUGAAAGAACUUGCAACAAAAAUAGAAGCUAUGAAACAUAAAGCAGAAAGUACUAAAGAUUUAGAAGUAGCAGCUGAUUUAAAAUAUUAUGCAAUACCAGAAGCAGAAAAAAGAAUGAAAGAAUUAAAGGAACAAAAUAAAGAAACAACAAUGAUAUCAUUACAAGUUACACCAACACAAAUAGAAGAAGUAGUUAGUAGAUGGACAGGAAUUCCUGUUACUAAAAUGAAUCAAACAGAGAAAACAAGACUGAUGAAAUUAGAAGAAGAACUACAUAAACGAGUAAUAGGACAAAAUGAAGCAGUAACAGCAGUCAGUGAUGCAAUUAUUCGAAGUAGAGGAGGAUUAGGAAAUGAAAAACGACCAACAGGUAGUUUUAUGUUUUUAGGACCAAGUGGAGUAGGAAAAACCGAAUUAGCAAAAGCAUUAGCAGUUGAGUUAUUUGAUGACGAACAAAAUAUAGUUAGAAUAGAUAUGAGUGAAUAUAUGGAAAGUCAUAGUGUAUCAAGAUUAAUAGGAGCACCACCAGGAUAUGUAGGAUAUGAAGAAGGAGGACAAUUAACAGAGGCAAUUCGUAGAAAACCAUAUAGUGUAAUAUUAUUUGAUGAAAUUGAAAAAGCACAUCCACAAGUAUUUAAUGUAUUAUUACAAUUAUUAGAUGAAGGAAGAUUAACAGAUGGAAGAGGAAGAACAGUUGAUUUUAAGAAUACUAUUGUUAUUAUGACAUCAAAUUUAGGAAGUGAAAUAAUAAUGAAAGGAGUA